Molecule: messenger RNA, 1776 nt
Organism: Sparassis crispa
Lineage: Eukaryota; Fungi; Basidiomycota; Agaricomycetes; Polyporales; Sparassidaceae
Product: HD-domain/PDEase-like protein
Exons: 12
Coding region: 1-1776 (591 amino acids)
Biological process (GO): dGTP catabolic process
Cellular component (GO): nucleus
Molecular function (GO): dGTPase activity
Source: RefSeq, a predicted model, not a curated record
AUGAGGCUUAUGGAGCCCGAAGAUUAUAGUCUCCCACCCAUUACGGCGCCCUCCAGCCCAAAAUUUACGCGUCGUUUCAAAGACUGCAUUCAUGAUUAUAUGCCGUUCAAUAGGAAGAUAUGUCACAUCAUCGACACCCCGCAAUUCCAACGCCUGCGCAACAUCAAGCAGCUUGGGACCUCUUACCACGUCUGGCCCACCGCCUCCCACAACCGGUUUGAGCAUUCUCUAGGAGUCGCGUACCUCUCCAUGAUCCUGGCCCAACACCUGCAGCAGUCCCAGCCGGAGCUGCGCAUCACGCAGCGCGACAUCGACUGCGUCACCAUCGCUGGGCUUUGCCACGACCUCGGGCAUGGGCCCUGGAGCCACGUCUGGGACGGGCAGUUCAUCCGUCGCGCCUUACCUGGCGCAACGUGGCAGCACGAGCACGCGUCCGAUAUGAUGUUCGAUGCGCUCAUCCAGGGCUGCCAGAUGGAGGCGGACAAGAAGGACGUCACGUUCAUCAAGGCGCUCAUUGGCGGUGACAAGAGCAUGUGCCCACUCGAGAAACAAUUUUUGUUUGACAUUGUCGCGAACAAACGAAACGGCCUGGACGUCGACAAGUUCGACUACAUCGCCCGGGACAAUCACGCCGUCGACGUGAAAGGAAACCUGUCUCUGACGCGACUCAUUCACUCCUCCCGGGUGAUCAAUGACGAGAUCUGCUACGACAUCAAGGACGCGAACCAGGUCUAUGAACUCUGCUGGACCCGCUUUAGCCUCCACAAGCGCAUUUAUAAUCACAAGACUGCGAAGGCGAUCGAGUACAUGCUAGUGGACGCCCUUUUGUUAGCAGACAGGCACUUGAACUUUUCCAGGCACAUCUACGAUCCUGCCAAGUUCCUAUACCUAACCGACCACCUGCGCACUCAGAUUGAAAGCUCUGAAGAACCUGAACUCGCCGAGGCGCGCGCAAUUUUCUUCCGGAUCACGACGCGCAACCUCUAUCGCAUGGUGGAUUACAAGGUGUUCGAGUGGAGCUAUAUUGACCACUGCCGGCGGUACUUCACGCCGGAGCGGAUCGUAGAUGCCGUGAAGCGGCUGCCUGCCACGUUGCUUGCGUCGCGGGAGGUGGAGGACCUCGACACGGAAGAGGGCGAGGGAGAAGGCAAGAGCGAGGGCGUGGGCGAGCCGAUUGAUGGGGACAUCGCGGCGCUCGAGCCACGACACGUCAUCGUCGACCUCUCGCGGAUGCACUACGGGAUGAAGGACAAGAACCCGCUCGACAGCGUCAAGUUCUAUUCGAAGCAGCACCCUAACAGAUCCCGCAAGGCGGAGCUGGGCGACAUCUCGUUGCUGAUGCCCCAGACAUUUGGGGAGGUUCUCCUACGCGUAUAUACCCGCGACCCACGUUUUUACGGCCUGAUCCAAGCAGGCUACCGGGAGCUGCUCGCACACUCUAACGAAGAGUUCGAGGAGGCACGGGAGGACGCCGACGUGCUCCCGCUCUCGCUCUCGCCGCCGAUCACAGAGGCGCCGUCCACGCCACGGCCAGCCCAACGCUCGAUGUCGCGCGUCGCCAGCGGAGCGCGAUUGUUUGGCGGCGAAGAGCCCGGGACGGGCACGAGCGGGAAGACGUGGUCGAACAACGCAUUCACGUCGGUGCCGACGAAUUACAAGUUGCCGCAGUCGCCGAGCGCCGAGCGGGCGCAGAUCGCCGCGCGCCGCUCGUCGAAGCGUAAGGAGCGCGAUGGGUCGCCGCCGGUGCCGACACGGAAGAGCACGCGGCGGGCGUAG